Molecule: messenger RNA, 2808 nt
Organism: Manihot esculenta (cassava)
Lineage: Eukaryota; Viridiplantae; Streptophyta; Magnoliopsida; Malpighiales; Euphorbiaceae
Product: serine/threonine-protein kinase BSK7
Exons: 11
Coding region: 812-2278 (488 amino acids)
Biological process (GO): protein phosphorylation; brassinosteroid mediated signaling pathway
Molecular function (GO): protein binding; protein kinase activity; ATP binding
Source: RefSeq, a predicted model, not a curated record
AAUAUUUAUCGGUCUCUUCUCUUGUCUAUUUUUGUUUGAAUUCAUAUAUCCAAAUCUCAAAAUUCUCUUUCUCUGAACUGAUCUCAGAUUCGCUCCCUUCAAAAUCCACUUUUCAAUUACACUUCCAAUACCCAAAAUUUUUUGCCAAAUCCAAACGUUUUCUUCAACCCUUUUUAGUAUCUAUAUCAUAUACUCUUUUGCUUUGCUGUUCUUCUUGAAUGAAUCUAGCUGCUGCUUUGCUCUUUCAGAGAGCUGAAAUUUGAUCGAAUUGGGUGUUUCAGUGAGUUGACUCGGAGGGAAGCGCUGAAAAAGGGGUAUAUCCGUUUCUGGGUUGUUUUUUUUUUGUUUCGCUUGGUUGUUGACAAGGCUGAGGUAAUGAAAUUUGUGGUUUUGUUUGAUCUUUAGAUUCAUAGGGAAAAUGGGAAUUUUAUACUUGAUAAAAGAUAUGUUGCAAUGUUAAGGAUUAGUUUAUUUGGGGAUUUAUUUUGUUAGCAGGGUACUGAUGUGACUUAUUAGAUUCUUAUUGCUUCAGCUGUUUCUGUAGCUUUUAUGUUGUUCUAGAAUGGAAGUUUGAUUCCAGUUGGUUUUUGUUGCAGGCUUACUUGGCUUGUUCUAAAAAGAAUUCUGGGGCAAAUUAUUCUCACAUUUCUAUAUAUUCACGGGAACAGUUGAAGCUUUGAAAUAUUUUGCCAUAUAAUUUGUGAACAAGAUUAGUCUGUGAAGCUGGAUGAAGUGGGUGAGCCAGAUAAAAUUUUUAUAAUUUUUGAGGCUUUGGGAUUAGGUAGUGUUUAGUUUCAAAUUUGCUGUUGUGAUGGGCUGUGAGUGUUCCAAGCUCUGUACCUGUUGUUGGACUUCUGAUUUUGAUGGAUCAGUUCCUGAGGGCCAAAAUGAGGAAAAUGAGGAGAAGAACGAAGUUGAUGAUUUACCCCCGUUCAUUGAAUACACCAUUGAGACACUCAAGAUGGCAACAUCUGGGUUUGCUGUGGAGAAUAUAGUUUCUGAACAUGGAGAAAAGGCUCCAAAUGUGGUUUACAAGGGUAAGCUUGAAAAUCAGAGGAGGAUUGCUGUAAAACGAUUUAAUAGAUCUGCUUGGCCUGAUGCCAGACAGUUUUUGGAAGAAGCAAGAGCUGUUGGUCUGCUUCGGAACCAUAGGCUGGCAAAUUUACUUGGCUGUUGUUGUGAAGGGGAUGAGAGGCUACUUGUUGCAGAGUAUAUGCCCAAUGAUACAUUAGCAAAACACUUGUUUCAUUGGGAAACCCAACCGAUGAAAUGGGCAAUGCGACUCAGGGUGGCUUUACAUCUGGCACAAGCACUAGAGUAUUGUACUAGUAAAGGGCGUGCCCUGUAUCAUGAUCUGAAUGCUUAUAGAAUUGUUUUUGAUGAUGAGGCCAACCCUCGACUUUCAUGCUUUGGUCUGAUGAAGAACAGCAGAGAUGGAAAAAGUUAUAGUACGAACCUGGCAUUUACUCCUCCUGAGUAUCUGAGAACUGGCAGAGUAACACCCGAAAGUGUAAUGUAUAGCUUUGGCACCCUUUUGCUUGACCUUCUCAGUGGAAAACAUAUUCCUCCCAGCCAUGCACUGGACUUGAUAAGGGACAGAAAUAUUCAGAUGCUUACUGAUUCUUGUUUGGAAGGCCAAUUUACAAAUGAUGAUGGGACUGAAUUGGUGCGAUUAGCCACUCGAUGUUUACAGUAUGAGCCUCGUGAGCGGCCAAAUCCAAAGUCAUUAGUUGUUGCUUUGAUUCCACUUCAGAAAGAUUCUGAGGUUCCUUCUCAUGUAUUGAUGGGUAUUCCAGAUGGUGCUGCACUUUUGCCUUUGUCACCUCUUGGUGAGGCUUGCUUAAGAAUGGAUUUGACUGCCAUGCAUGAGUUCAUAGAAAAGAUUGGAUAUAAAGAUGAUGAGGGUGCAGCUACUGAGCUCUCAUUCCAGAUGUGGACCAAUCAGAUGCAGGAAACAUUAAACUCAAAGAAAAAGGGCGAUGUUGCCUUCCGGCAUAAAGAUUUUAGAGCUGCCAUUGAAUGCUAUUCCCAGUUCAUUGAAGUUGGAACCAUGGUUUCUCCAACUGUCUAUGCACGUCGAAGUCUAUCUUAUCUCAUGAGCGAAAUGCCACAGGAAGCUCUUAAUGAUGCAGUGCAAGCCCAAGUAAUAUCCCCCGUUUGGCAUAUUGCAUCCUAUUUACAAGCAGCUUCUCUUUUUGCUUUGGGAAGGGAGAGCGAGGCACAAGCAGCUCUCAAAGAGGGAUCAACACUGGAAAGUAAAAGAACAACAAACGCUUGAUGAAGCUCAACAAACCUCUUCUUGAAUCACUCUUCCUUGAGAUGACCACAAAGGUAACACAAGCUUAAAUUUCCAGGCAGGAUGAUCAAGUAUUAUCCUGGAUUUGUGUGGGUCAUAAAUGGGCCCAUCUUCUGCAUGUCAUUGCUUGUCAUCUUCGAGAAUUCUUUUCAACAAAUUAUUGGAUGGGUUGGUUUGUCACUUUGCUGGGUAUUUGCCAUAUUGGGACACACUCACAUGCACAUAUGAACAAUUUACCCUUGUUUCUAUAGCUGAUCUUUUCCAAUACGCCAAUCUAGGGAAAUAAUUUACAUGUUUGUAGAGAGAUUCAGCUCUUGUUUAAAGAUGCAUUUAGAGGGUGAAUAGAAGUCUUUGCAAUCCUUGUAAUUUAUGUACAGUGCUAUUGGUUGCGGUUUCAGUUGCCGAAGGUGAGGUGAAAUGGGGUGGUUGUAUUUUGGUAUGCUGUUACGAAUUUUUUGAAUUCAUAUUAUUGCUUUCUAUUUGAGUCUUCUUAUUUUCUUUUUCUUGUGCAA